This is a messenger RNA of Etheostoma spectabile (orangethroat darter), 1050 nucleotides long. It is a transcript of the gene selenol, whose product is annotated as selenoprotein L. Gene Ontology annotation, molecular function: prostaglandin F synthase activity; antioxidant activity. Gene Ontology annotation, biological process: prostaglandin biosynthetic process. The record is from RefSeq and is a predicted model, not a curated record. Lineage: Eukaryota; Metazoa; Chordata; Actinopteri; Perciformes; Percidae.
CAGCACUUUUUUUUUGUCUCAAGAUGGCUGCUGUGUGGUCACUUCCAGUCCUUGAUGCCUAGGGUUGGUGCAGGUGAGAGAAGAGCCGGAUCAUGGCUGAGGACGUGACCGUAUCAGAGGAGACCUUAACAGGUGCUCUGACUCGGCUGGUCCGCGUGAGCCAAGACCUCCUGCAGACAGCCACGCGGGACGCACGAGACUCCCUGGAGACGUUUGUCCCAGAUAAGAUCACCCCCCUACUCGGCCUGAUGGCAGCGGGGACAGACUUCUACAGAAGCCUCGGAGUGAAGAAGAAGAGUGAAGCCGAGGACCUUUGGCAGAAGUUUUAUCACCAUGCAGCAGUGAGAGAGCAGGUGGAGGAACUUCUGCAGCUGGAGAGUGAGUGGGACUCCUUCCUGGAGCGUGUGGACAGAGGUCUGCAGACAGCAGACAGACGGCUGGCAGGAGGACAGACAGCAGACAGCCUGAGCCCUGAGACUGAGCUCACUGAUGGACGGAGUGGAAAGAGCGUGACUCUGGCUCAGUUCCUGGGUCGGGGUCAGAAGCUGCUGCUGGUCCUCAUCAGACAUUUCGGGUGACUGCCGUGACGAGACCACGUGGCCAAGCUGGAGGCCAGUCGGGUUCUCCUGGAGGCUCGGGCGGUGCGGGUCUUGGUGGUCUCUUUCGGGGGUCUGGAGGGGGCUCAGGUGUGGCGGGAGCAGACUGGAUGCACCUUCGACAUGCUGCUGGAUCCACAGAGAACGGUCUACAGGAGUUUCGGCCUCGGCUCGUCCUACUUCAAGGUGAUGAGGUUCGGCUGCCUGCUGACGUACUCCGAGUACAGAGCUGUGGACCGAGACUUCCCCGACGUCCCCCCUCACCUGCUGGAAGACCUGUACCAGAUGGGGGGUGACUACUUGCUGGAUGACAAGGGGAGCGUCCUCCUCUCUCACCCGUCUAAAGACCCCAUGGACAGGCCGAGUGUGACGGACAUCCUGCGGGCCGCGGACCCUGCAGGCGGCUCCCUGUAAAGAAACUACAGGCUGAAGACAUGUGGACACUGGAGACACU